AAGAGAAAAUGUGAUAGGUGGUUUGGAAGUUACACGAUUCCUGAAAUAUAUCGUGGAAUAUAUGGACGAGUAAUCUAUGGAAUCUCACCAACUCUGUGGUUGUUCCUUGCUUUGUUCACAUAUUCAGUGUUGCUAAGAUUAGGAAUUGUUCACCAGAG
Molecule: messenger RNA, 158 nt
Organism: Trichobilharzia regenti
Lineage: Eukaryota; Metazoa; Platyhelminthes; Trematoda; Strigeidida; Schistosomatidae
Source: the annotation of a GenBank genome assembly